AUGAAGUCUUACAUCCAAAUCUUCGCACUUGUUGCCCCCCUUCUUGCCCUGGCGAUCCCGGUUCCCGCGGACACACAAGCCACUACAGAUGCAGAUGCCGAGAGCUUCUUCAUCCAGACCGAUGUUGGCUGGUUUGACGGCGGUGACAGCAAGAAGCGUGAGGCGGCCAAGAAGCCGGAGUCUUUUUGA
Messenger RNA from Colletotrichum higginsianum IMI 349063, 189 nucleotides. RefSeq lists its product as uncharacterized. Bases 1 to 189 code for a protein of 62 amino acids. The record is from RefSeq and is a predicted model, not a curated record. NCBI's taxonomy places the organism in Eukaryota, Fungi, Ascomycota, Sordariomycetes, Glomerellales, Glomerellaceae. The transcript has a single exon.